Messenger RNA from Aspergillus welwitschiae, 1732 nucleotides. Its product is annotated as 40S ribosomal protein eS4. Bases 464 to 1048 code for a protein of 194 amino acids. Gene Ontology annotation, cellular component: ribosome; cytosolic small ribosomal subunit. Lineage: Eukaryota; Fungi; Ascomycota; Eurotiomycetes; Eurotiales; Aspergillaceae. Gene Ontology annotation, biological process: translation. The record is from RefSeq and is a predicted model, not a curated record. The transcript has 2 exons. Gene Ontology annotation, molecular function: RNA binding; structural constituent of ribosome.
CUCCUUCUUUUCCUCGCGACACUUCGACAACUAACCGGUUCAAGUCGACAAAGCAGCCAAGAUGCCUCGCGGACCGUGAGUAACACGCCCAAUGUUGUUCCCACUGCACGCAGCGAGAUUACCGGUGGAAUUGCGUUUUCACCGGUCUAUCUUCGCUACGGCAGGAGAAUUGAAGAUUUUGAGGAGCUGAAAACUAACCACCAUGCUCGUACAGUAAGAAGCACCAGAAGCGCCUUAGCGCGCCUUCUCACUGGCUCCUGGACAAGAUGUCCGGAACCUACGCCCCCAAGGCCUCCCCCGGUCCUCACAAGCUCCGGGACUGCCUGCCCCUGAUCGUCUUCAUCCGCAACCGGUACGAGCCAUCCAGCGAUUACGAAGGAAUCGAAAGAGUGGAUCGGAAUAGGAGGACUGACAGGUAUAUAGUCUCAAGUACGCCCUUAACGGCCGUGAGACCAAGGCGAUCAUGAUGCAGCGUCUGAUCAAGGUCGACGGCAAGGUCCGCACCGACCCUACCUACCCCGCUGGUUUCAUGGACGUCAUCGGCAUCGAGAAGACCGGCGAGAACUUCCGUCUCAUCUACGACACCAAGGGUCGCUUCACCGUCCACCGCAUCCAGGCUGAGGAGGCCGAGUACAAGCUCUGCAAGGUCAAGCGUGUUCAGCUCGGCAAGGGCGGGAUCCCAUUCUUGGUUACGCACGAUGCGAGAACCAUCCGUUACCCCGACCCCGCCAUCAAGGUCAACGACACCGUGAAGAUCGACAUUGCCACUGGCAAGAUCGCCGACUUCGUCAAGUUCGACACUGGUGUUGUCGCCAUGGCCACCGGUGGUCGUAACAUGGGUCGUGUCGGUGUCGUUACCCACCGUGAGCGCCACGAUGGUGGUUUCAACAUCGUCCACAUCAAGGACGCUAUUGACAACACCUUCGCCACCCGUGAGUCCAACGUCUUCGUCAUCGGUCAGGACAAGCCCUGGAUCUCCCUGCCCAAGGGCAAGGGUGUCAAGCUCUCCAUCGCUGAGGAGCGUGACCGCCGCCGUGCCCUCCAGUAGAUGUGGCAUGGUAAGUGAUGUAGGCUGCCGGAAAAAUAAAAGCGUUGCAAAAUUCCGCUGUGGCGAUGACAUCUUGUCUUGCUUUGUGGACCUGUAUGACGCCGGUUACGAUAAUUAUAUGAAGCGUUAUCCAGAACAAAAAAAGAGAAAGAAUUGUCUACAGGACACAAAGUUACACCUGUUACUGUACCGUAGACUUGUACACUAAAGCAAGGUCAAGAUGCCAAGUCUGUCUACCUGUGAUAGUAUGAUACCAUUGUUUCUGAAGCCCUUUUAGUUCCAUUCCUAGGAUUCGUAUCUGGGCCAACUGCAGUAGGACACUUCUUUUAUUCUUACCACCCCAACUUUCCCACUUGUCCCCCUUUUCAUCUGUCCAUUUCCCGGACCCAUUCAUGGAGCAACUCCGCCGGAUACUCCCGUGCCACCCCAGCAGAUCUAUCUAAUCCACGUAAGUCUUGCGCAGAUGCUAUUUAGACGGCCCGUCGCCUCGAGUCCACCCUGUCGUGACCUCUAACAGGGAUGCUACGGCGCCGGGGAGACAGCAGGGUGGGAUACUCGAUGCAAUCUGUCCAUGGGUCCUUGGAAAAAGUUUACGUCUCACAUUCCAAGCCGGGAGCCAACCGAUCCAAAUGGGAAGCUGCACUUGAAGGAGGAGUGAACAGUGGCUGGAGCAGUUGGCCGAAG